This is a messenger RNA of Pimephales promelas (fathead minnow), 1624 nucleotides long. RefSeq names its product lysophosphatidylserine lipase ABHD12. NCBI's taxonomy places the organism in Eukaryota, Metazoa, Chordata, Actinopteri, Cypriniformes, Leuciscidae. Gene Ontology annotation, cellular component: endoplasmic reticulum membrane. The record is from RefSeq and is a predicted model, not a curated record. Gene Ontology annotation, biological process: phosphatidylserine catabolic process; monoacylglycerol catabolic process. Gene Ontology annotation, molecular function: phosphatidylcholine lysophospholipase A1 activity; monoacylglycerol lipase activity.
GCUCUUUACACCCGUCCACUUCCGGGAGUUGCGGGGUUUGUUGUUUGUCAAUUAUUGCCAUAGUUGUGUAAAGUAACCAUUGAGAUUGUUCCCUGCUCUGCAAAAUGAAGCGAAGAAUCAAUAAAUCUGAAAGAAAACUUCAGUCUGCAGGAAGAUUGACGAAACCUAAGGAUUUGAACGAGCAUGCAAGAUCUCAGUGGACUUGGACUAAAAUGGGACUUCUCUUGAUGUGUGUGCUUUCUGCAACAAUACCAUUUCUAAUGCAUCUCUUCUCUGACUAUGUUGACCUCAGCCAACCUUCAGAUAUAGGUCUCAAUCACACUAUAAAUAUCUAUCUCAAACCCGAGGAGGGGGUGAGAGUGGGCGUGUGGUAUACUGUACCUGAACAUAGAUGGAAAGAGGCGCAGGGGCAGAAUCUAGAGUGGUAUGAGAAAGCUCUGGGAGAUGGAUCGCCAAUUUUCAUCUACCUCCAUGGCAAUGGGGGUAACAGAUCUGCACCCCAUCGUAUUGGAAUUUCAAACGUCUUGAGUGCUGUUGGAUAUCAUGUCUUGGCGUUGGACUACAGAGGUUUUGGGGACUCCACUGGGGAACCUACAGAGGCCGGUCUGAGCACUGAUGCCUUAUACUUGUACAACUGGGUUAAGGCACGCAGUGGAAACAGCCUGGUGUGUGUGUGGGGGCACUCACUUGGUAGUGGAGUAACGACUAAUGCUGCAGUGAAAUUACUGGAGGAAGGAAAACAGUUUGAUGGAAUAAUACUUGAGGGUGCAUUCCUAACCGGGGAAGUGGCACCUAAUCAAAUUUUUCAACACGCAUUUUCCUGGUUUUAUUGGAAAUUCCCAUACAUUCAGUUCUUCCUUUUCAAUCCACUUAAAAACAACAUUGUGGUCUUUCCAACUAAUAAGAAUUUGGAGAAAAUAAGAACUCCUAUUAUGAUUCUCCAUGCGGAAGACGACCAUUUAGUGCCAUUCGCCAGUGCUCAAGAGAUUUACAGAAUCGCAAAAAAGGCCCAGAAAUCAGAUGAGCGGGUCAAGCUGGUACCAUUUGAUGGAUCAUUUGGAUAUCUUCACAAUGGUCUCUACAAAGACCCUGGUUUGCCAAAUAUCAUAAGGGAGUUUGUGCAGUCGCUGAAGGUAUGAGACAGACACACGAGUGGAAGGAUUUACACCAAGAAGGAGCCAGCUAAAGCUGUAACUUGUUUUGUAACUGUACAUUUUGAAUUGUUGUAAACAAUAUGCAUUUCUUUAAUAAAAACAUUGUAACGUCUGAGGUAUAUUUUACGAAAGGACCCCCCUUAGGGCGAAUUAAGAAAAUACAUAAGAAAAUACAAUGCAGGAACUGUGUUAAAAAGCGCAAUGAAAUGUGCAAUGACAUUUUUUACUGAAUGUAUACCAUUUUAGGGAAUAUCGACGUAAACACAAGGUAAACAACGGGGAAAGAAAUCAAAUGUGUGCAUUAGUUCUUAAAGUGGCAGCAGCCAGGAUACCUGCUGGUGUCUAUCCUUAAUAUUAUUCAAACAACAAGAGAAAAUGAAAAAAUCUCUUUCUGGACUUUGAUUGAAUAAAUUUAGAAGCAAUAUUUAGCGCGACGUCACGUCCAGUGAUGCGUCACAGCCCACCAAAAU